Trichobilharzia regenti is the source of this 11076-nucleotide messenger RNA. The record is from the annotation of a GenBank genome assembly. Lineage: Eukaryota; Metazoa; Platyhelminthes; Trematoda; Strigeidida; Schistosomatidae.
ACCUUUGGCUCGUAUUAGAAAAAAAUUAUGAAUGCUAAUCUGAGCACAUUAGUAACUCAGUUUGUGCAAGGUAUUAAGUCGCGUAACGAGGAGGACCGAUUGAAAACGGUAACUGAGUUGUGUAAAGUCGUUAGCAGCGAGCUGAAAGAAGUCUCAAAUAAAAACUAUGUUAUAUGUCUGGAUAUUUUAUGUAACGAAUUUAUCAACAUAUUUUCGAGCGGCGAUGUACAUGAAAAAAAGGGAGCUGUUAUUGCCAUGGGUUGUUUGGCUGAAGUGGACUUUAUGAGUGUUCAUAACCAUUGUCAGCGUUUUGUUAAACUACUGCUCACCCAGUCAAUUACUAAUGAUCUUCAAUUAACAGCAUUGGAGGCCAGACUUAUUGGUCAGUUAGGCUUAGUCUUUCCAUACGAUUUCAUUGAAGAACAAAUUGAGUAUGCCUGUGAUAUAUUGUCAAAAGAUAGCUGUGAUGCAUUAAAACACUUUGCAAUAUUAACCUUGAGAGAACUUAUUCUAAACACUCCAACAAGUUUUUGUCAACAUAUGGGUUCAUUUAUCUCAGCCAUCCUGUCGGCUCUUCGGGAUAAAAAUUCAAUUACACGAGAGUUGGCCAGCACUGCAUUACGUUGUGCAUUCAUUUUAACUGCUAAACGUGAACAACGACGUUACAGAACCUCUCUAGGCAUAGAUUAUAAUCGUAUGGGUGAAUCACCGGGAAGUUUUACAAAUCUUGAGAAUGUUGGGGGUGUUGGCGGUGGCGUCAGUGGAGGAGUAGUCGGCAGUUCUGGUACAUCAUCUGUUUUCAAUCUUGGCAGUGGAAGUACAGUACGUCAUAAAACCAGUCAAAGUUAUACGAAUAAUCCUGUAAAUUUUCAUAAUUUUGAUCAUUAUGCAAUCAAUGAUACAAGUUCAACUUCAUCGCCAUUUAUUUGGUAUCGUGAUUGUUUGAUUGAAGCUUUACGUACACAGAAUGAAGCGAUUACAUUAAUGCAACAAGAACAAUCAAGUCAUAUUUCUAGUCUAAAGAAAUUAAAUCGUGACGAUUGGACACAUGGUAAUCUACUGUUACUGCAAGAAUUACUUGUCUGUGUACAACCACAAUAUGGCAAACUGUUAAUGGAGUUGGAUCAAAUGUGUGGAUUACCAUUAUUUGAAUUUCUUACAAUCAAUCAAAGUGAAGCCAAUCAAGCCUUACGUACUGUGUUAACUGUUCGUUGGCCUAUUGCAAAUGCAUCAUCUAUUCUAGUGGCGAUUGGUGUUUUACCUGGUAGUCCAUUUUAUGCCUCAGAUUCAGAACAGCUACCAAAUAUAGCACUUGAACUACUUGGUUUACGUGAUGGUCUAAAACAGGAACAACAGCAACAUCAUCAUCAACAACAACAACAGUACCAGGCCCAGUACCAUCAACACCAGCACCAGAAUCACCACCAUCAUCAUCAUCAUCAACAACAACAGCAGUAUGGUUGGCAACAUUUUAGUAAUUUUUCAUCAGAAAUUUGUCGUCUUCUUCUACUAGAAAAUAUCGAUAAGAUUUGGGUUUCAAUAUUGUCGUCGAUGAAUUCACGUAAUCAUCAAAUUAUGUUCCUACUGUACAAAUUAAUUCCUCGUUUAAUUGCACUGAAACCGAGUGAAUUUCUAGACUCUGAGCGUCAGCAAGCUGUCAUGGAUUGGAUGUUUCAAUGUCUUCGUAAAGAAAAAGAGAAACCAAUGAUUUUAUUAAAUCUAGCUCUUAUCUGUUAUUUUAUGGGUAGUGAAUUUGCUACAUCGAGUUAUAUAACACAAUUGUUCCAGUCUAUACGUUCAUAUUUACCAACACAAAAAGAUAUUUCAAAUAAGAAACGUUCUCCAGCCUUGGAAACUUCAGCCAUCCUAUCUGUUAGUCUUUUGACUAAAUCACUUGGUCCUUUGGUCAGUGAAUCAGUUACUCAAGUGUUAGAUGCAAUUGUAGCAUCUGGUUUAAAUCAACCUCUCAUCGCUACAUUCAAAAUGAUCGCUACGCAUAUACCAAGAAUGCGAAAAGAAAUUCAGGAUUGUCUUCUGGCUAACAUAAGUCUAGUUUUAAUGGAAAGCACUGGCGGUAGUUUUAAUCAUCUACAUUCAUUUAUCACAAAUAUUGGUAUCGGUGGAAACGAUACUAUUGGUUCCUUCUUUCCAAAUUUGCUGAGUCUUAUCGGUGUUUCAAAUACUUCAUCUACAGGCAGUACUGGAACAAAUUUGUCUAGUUUAAAUCCAUGCUCAGCAAUUAAUGCUAGCAGCAGCACAGGUGGUGGCAUCGGUGUUGCUACUGGAGUAGUAUUGGGUGGCGGCGGUAGUAGUGGCUUAAAUGCCAGUACAAGCCUAUUUCCUUUAUCAAGUGCAACACGUUUCAUCUUUGGUUCAUCUACGAAAAGUCACCACAAUACAAAGUCAACUACUGCUGCUGCGAAUAUCAUCACAGGAUUAAGUGCAACAGCUGCGGAGUUUGCUAAUAUUGCUAUCCCUGGUGGAUCAUCUGCCUCUGGUGGCGAAUCAUCAUCUUCCACGGAUGUUGCUGUUGUAGCGUUAGCUUUAAAAACACUGAGCACUUUCAAUUUUGAAGGUCAUACUCUGGCUCAUUUUGUUCGACAUAUCUGUGAUAAUUUCAUAUCUGUAAGUACUUGUGAAGUGAAAGAGAUUCGAUUGGAAGCUGUUAAAACCUGUGCUCAUUUAAUGAUUCCAUGGUUGAAGUCUACCGAAAUGCAACAGUGGUAUGCUCGACCUGCUUUGAAUACUGUGGCGGAUGUUUUAAGUAAAUUACUAACUGUUGGAACUAGUGAUCCAGAUCCUGAUGUACGACGUUGUGUAUUUCAGUCAUUCGAUCGACGAUUCGAUCCGCAUUUAGCUCAAUCGAAUCAUUUAAAUUAUCUUUUCUUGGCAUUAUAUGAUGAAGUAUUUGAUAUACGUUGUUUAGUAAUGCAACGUCUUGGCCGGUUAGCAGAUAUUAAUCCUGCAUGUGUUCAACCUAAACUACGCAAGGUUGUGCUGCAUACAUUGAACGAUCUUUCUCACAGUGGAUCAACUCGGAAUAAAGAACAAUCCGCCUUACUGUUAGCUUGUUUAAUUGCAUCAGCGCCAAGAUUUUUUAUUCCCUACGCUGAACCGCUGAUACAUAUUUUAUUGCCACGGAUACGUCAAACUUUACCAGCCUCAUUGCAAGCCAGUUUAGCAGUAGCUAAUUUCUCUAGAUUACAAAAUUCUGCUCUUGCUUGUGGCAAUGAUACUGACUCCUCUUCAUCGCUUCUACCAUCUGGAUGUUGUGUUCCAGCAACAAGUACACAUUAUUUAAUGCAAAAUGUUAUUUUAACUACACAGAUAGCUGCUAGCGCUGCAGCGAAUGCAGUCGCCAUAGCAGCUGCUGCUUCCGGCGGUGUCGGUGGUAGUGGGUUAAAUUUUCUACCAAAUACAUCACAACGUACUGGUGCUUCAGCUCGACGUGGUCCUGUUAAUCCUACUGGUGGUAUGAAUCAAGUAGUUGGUCCAGCGCUGGCUGCUGCUGUCAAUGCAGUUGCUAUAGCGACAGGAGCGGCAGCAGCUGCUGCAACUGCCGCUGGAGCUGUAAUUACUGCAACUAAACAACACAGUACUACUGCCAGUGGAGCUUUGAAUGCGGAGUCAAAAGAUGCACUUGGGGGAACAGGAAUGUUUACAAAUUAUGAAUUGAAAUCAAAUGCUGCACCUAUGCAUGAUUUAGCUGCAAUCUCUGAAGGUUUUGGAAAUUUAAAUUUUGGUGGUUUCAAUCAAGAUUUCUGUUUCAAUAAUAACAUCAACAUGAACAUCAACAACAACAAUAAUAAUAAUAAUAACUACUUUAAUUUCCCUCCUGGUGGUUUUCUCCCGCUGACAUAUAUUCCCCCAAAUGUAAUGCCUUUAAUCACUUCAAAGAUAACUGGUUAUGAUCAUCAGUAUUCAUCCGCAGGUGGUGCUCAACUUUGGAAUGAAUUUGGCAUGUCUUUGAGUAGAAUGCAUGAGAAUUCAUCAACUGCUCAAUGGACAGAACCAACACCCGUGAUUAUUGCUUUAUUCACAACACUUGGUCGAUUAGCUGCUGUUGCACCUCGUUCUAUUUAUUCUUUUAUGGAUGAAUUUAUACCAGUCUUAGCUUAUAUGAUGCAGGAUACAUCGUGUUUUUUAAAACGAUCAAUUGCUGUCUGGACGUUAACAAAACUAGUCUCGCAUACUGGUUAUGUUGUUACACCGUAUAAGCGGUAUCCUCAAUUAUUGAAUAUCCUUUUGGGUAUGUUAAAACGUGAAGAAAUCAAGUGUAUUAGACAAGAGGUAUUACGAGCUCUUGGUGUUCUUGGUGCUUUGGAUCCAUUUAAAUUUAAACUAUAUUCCGGUCAAGUGGAUACAUACAGUGAUACAGGAAUCGCUGUCAGUCAUCAUGAAGUUGCUGAACGUAAAGACGUCGACAUCACUCAAUCAGAGCUAGUCAUCAAUCUAUCCUGGGAAAGUCGUGAUGUUUUCUUCUCUGUUUGUGCCCUGUCCGCUUUAAUACAUUCUCUAAGAGAUCCUGCACUUCAUACACAAUACGGGAGUAUUGUACAUACAAUUGUCUAUGUGUUGAAAUUAUUGGGUCCACGUGCAGCCUAUUAUCUACGUCAAUUGAUUCCAGAUUAUUUUCGGUGUUUAGAAAAUACACGUGAUGCACGCUUACAAGAAUUUCUUAUCCGUCAAUUGGGUAGUGUAAUGACAAUUGUACGAUUGCAUACAAAAGAAUUUGCUCAUGAAGUUGUUGAUUUAUUAAUAACACAUUGGUGGAUAGCUCCAAAUGUUCAACGUGCAUGCAUUGCUUUACUUAGUCCAAUGUCAUCUGUUUUGGGUGCUGAAUUUCGCACCUAUCUAACACGUCUUAUUCCAAUAAUUUUGAGAACAUUUCAUCAUGAAUCGAAUGAGUUGAAUUUAAUUGAGCUAUUAGAAAUCCUUCCAGAAUUUGGAUACACCCUGGAAGAUUAUGCUCAUAUACUUGUCCCAUCGAUUGCAAAUCUAGUCGAUAUUACUAAUGAAGCAAGUUUAUCGGUAUUGUUGAAUAGUGCGUUAGAUAAUUCUACAUCAAGCAAUACUUCAUCAUCGCCGACAACAGCGGCAACAGAAACAACAACAACAUCAGCGACACCUGGUGGUGGUGGUGGUGGUGUUUCAUCAACCUCGCAUAUUAUUGAUUCAAAUCUGCUUAAUUUGUCCACUAUUUUCAGUAAUGUUUCAGACGCCACUGGUAAUAUCUCUACAAAUGAUUCAACACUAGGCGGAGUUCAAUCGACAACAACAAAUUCACCGAAUACUCUUAAUAAUGCCUUAUCAGCAUCAAGCAGUUUAAAUCAAAAUCUAAUUGUUGGUGGUAAGGUGGGCAGUGUACAUCUACGUAAAGCCUGUCUGGAGUGUUUAGCUCGAUUUACUGAUUGUGUUGAGCUGGGUGAUUUUGCUGGACAAAUCAUACAUCCAGUUUGUCGUUUACUCCUAACAUUAGAAUCAUGUCAUCAAAGUUUUCAACAACUCAUGCAUCAACAUCACCAUCAUCAUUCGUCAUCUUCAUCAUCGGUGAAGUCAACUGCCUCAUUAGGCAGUCAAGCUUGUUUAAAUGCUAUCAAUCAGUUACGUGUCCCGGCUAUGGAUGUAUUAACUGGUCUGUUGUAUCGUAUGGGACAGCGAUUCAAGUAUUUUUUACCAUUAGUACAAAAAAUGCUUAAUCGAUUGCAUUUGCAUACGCCAAGAUUUAAUACUGUACUUGGUCAGAUUGAAAAAGGAGCAUUUCUACCGACAAGCAGUGAUCGUGCAUAUAUCAAGUUUACCAGUAUAUCAACUCGGAAACGUGAAGAGAAAGAAACUAUCGAAGAUUCAGAAGCACCUGGAGCUAUUAAACUGUUAAAAAUCAAUAAUACUAAUUUAGAACGAGCAUGGCAUGCUUCUCGAAUGGUUAGUCGUGAUGAUUGGACCCAGUGGUUGAAAACAUUCAAUAUGGCUUUAUUAAGAGAAUCACCAAGUCCCGCCAUUCGUGCUUGCAGUCAACUGACUGCUAUUACACCGGGAAUUGGACGCACUUUAUUCAAUGCUGCAUUUCUUAGUUGUUGGCCUGAAUUAAAUUAUCGUCAACAAGAUGAUUUAAUCAAUACACUGGAACGUGUCCUACGGAUACCGGAUCAAUCACCAGAAGUCAGUCAAACUAUUUUAAAUUUGGAAGAAUUUAUGGCACAUAUGGAUAAUCAUUCUAGUUCAUCACAUCGAGUUCAUUUACCCCUACCUUUGGGUGUUUUAGCUGAUAGAGCAUUGAAAAAUCGUGCUUAUGCUAAAGCAUUAUAUUAUAAAGAACAAGAAUUUCUUAUGGAAUCUGAAAAACGUUCAUGUCCUAGUCCAGCAACAUUAUCAUCUUUAUUAACGAUAUAUAGUAAAUUAAAUUUAGAAGAAGCAGCUAAUGGUGUCCUGCUAUAUGCUACACGUAGUACACAAGAUAAAUUGGCGAAUGAAGAAAUCUGGAGAGAGAAAUUACACGAUUGGAAGUGUGCUCUAAAUUUGUACGAACGUAAAUUAGAAGAUGAUCGUAUCAAGGAUAAAAGUUCUUUGAUUCUUGGUCGAAUGAGAUGUCUUCGCGCCUUAGGUCAAUGGGCUCCGCUAAAUAAUAUGGCAUGGGAACGUUGGGAUAGUGUUAACGAUCAAAUGCGUGUAUUUAUGGCACCGUUGGCUUGUAGUGCAGCAUGGGCGCUUAAUUCAUGGGAUCGUGUAGAACGUUAUGCUGAGGCGUUAUCAGCUGAUAAUAGUUUUGAUGGUGCAUUCUAUAGAGCUGUGCUAAAUAUUCACUCUGGACAAUAUGCUAAAGCCUGUGAAUUUAUCAUGAAAGCACGCGAUGUCCUGGACUCCGACCUGACAGCAAUGGCUGAAGAAAGUUAUGAUCGAGCUUAUGCUGAUUUAGUUGGAACUCAAUUGUUAUCUGAAGCAGAAGAGGUGAUACAGUAUAAAUUAAUGCCAGAACAACGUCCAAUACUUCGUGAAGCCUGGCAAUCACGUCUACUUGGUUGUAAUACUGUAGUAGAAGAUUGGAGUCAAAUUAUUCAACUGAGAAGUUUAGUACUAGAACCAUUUGAAGAUCGUAAAUCAUGGUUACGUUUUGCUGGACUUUGUCGUCGUAGUGGUCGUUUCAUUUUAUCCCGUCAAGUAUUAGAAAAUCUCCUAGGUUUAGAUCCAGCUGGUAUACCACCGAGUGAUCCAAUUCCUAGUCGUGAUCCUGCUAUUGUAUUUGCCUAUUCUAAAUUAUUAUGGGCAGUUGGUGCACAUGAAGAAGCUGUCAGCCGAUUGUGUGUAUUAAAAACACAAGUUUUAGAACCAUUAAUUAAAGGUGUUGGCAGUGGUGAUGAUACAGUCAAUGCGUGUGGAUUGAUGAAUACAACUAUUGGACAACAACAACAGCAACAACAACAACAACAGCAGUUUUGGUCUCCAAAUUUAAUCAAUUCAAAUGAAAUAUUUGAUAGUUGGGAUUUAAAAAAUCUCAGUAAUCAUGGAAAUAAUAAUAAUAAUAAUGAAGAGUUAAGAAAACUAUUGGCCAAAUGUUGUCUUAAAUUAGGCUUAUGGUACUCAGAGUUGUAUACGCGUUCGCCACCUGGGAGUAGUAGUAGUGGUGUAGGUCAUCAAACAGACAAUCAUUCAUUAACUAUACCACCACCUCCAACAGCCUCCUCAUCGUCGUCAUCUUCUUUGUUCAUGACAGCAUCGCAUAAUAAUAAUAAUGGUUUACAGUAUUCUGUAGCAGCUGCUCGUAAACUAUCAAAAGUUAAUAAUAGUAAUAAUAAUAAUAUUACCAACAGUAAUGAUCCACAUUUAUCCAUUAAUACAAAUGAUACUGUCGUUGUUGAUAUGCAUGAAUCAAAUAGUCGUAAUAAUACUAUGCAUAAUGCAAAUAUUACACAAACAUGGGAAGAAUGUCAAGCAUUUGUUAUACAGUGUUAUCAAACAGCUACGCUAUAUGCACCAGAUAAUCAUAAUGCUUGGCAAUCAUGGGCUAUGGCUAACUAUGCUGUAUUCAAUCAUUUAGAUACAUUGAAAGCGUGUUUAGAACGAGCUGAAUUAGAAUUGAAUAAGGUUGGUGGUGGUAUUGAAAAUCAAAAUCUACGAUCAUCAUCUCGAUGUAAUUUCUCAUCACCGGCUGCUGGUGGUAGCCAUGGGUCGAAUGCUUUGAAUUUAUCUGGUGGAGGUGGCGGUAUUGGUAAUGUCUCAUCAUCAUUACCACAACCAAUAGCAGAGUUGGUUCGUGCAAAAGCUGAUUUACAACGAUGUAUGGAGUUGCAUGCUGCUCCAUCUGUUCGAGGUUUUGUGAACUCCAUCAGCUUAUCACCAACAGCAAAUCUACAGGAUAGUUUACGUUUAAUCAAUCUAUUGUUUAAAUUUGGUCAUUUAUUUGAAAUACGUGAAGUAAUCCGUGAAGGUUUAACAAAAAUUCGACUAGAUAAUUGGUUACUUGUGAUACAACAAUUAUUGGCGCGUAUUGAUACACCGAUAGAAUAUGUUGCGAAUAUUAUUGUUGAUUUAUUAAUCUCUGUUGGUAGACGCUAUCCUCAGUCAAUGGUUUAUCCAUUAGUUUUAUCCUUCAAGUCGGGUGGAUCAGAUCGUCGCCGGUAUAAUGCUAACCGGAUAUUGUAUAGUAUGGAGGAACAAAAUUCACGCUUACUAUCAGAAGCAUUUUUGUUAAAUGAAGAACUAAUACGUUUAUCCAUCACAUGGGUUGAAAUGUGGUCUGAAUCCCUAGAAGAUGCAAGUCGUGUUUAUUUUGUUGAAAAAGAUAUUGCAAAAAUGUUCCGUCUACUUCAUCCGUUGCAUCAAAUGAUGGAUCGUGGGCAUGAAACAAUUCAUGAGGCAACAUUUCUACAAGAACACGGUAAUGAUUUGGCUGAAUGUCGUUUAUGCUGUGAACAUUUUGAAAAAUCUCAGGCUAAAAUUGAUUUACAAAAAGCUUGGGAAGGUUAUUAUACUCUGUAUAGACGUUUUUCUAAACAAGUCAAUAAUAUGACUACCUUAGAAUUAACUGUAGCCUCUCCUCGUCUUCGUGAUUAUGGACAAGAUUGGCAGUUAGCUGUACCUGGCACUUAUGAACCCUAUCGCCCGUUAGUUCGUAUUUCAAGUAUUAAAAAUUGCUUGAAUUUCAUUACAUCAAAACAACGUCCACGUAAACUUACAAUCAUGGGCUCUGAUGGGCAUCAGUAUGUAUUUUUAUUGAAAGGACAUGAAGAUACACGUCAAGAUGAACGUGUUAUGCAAUUUUUCGGUCUUGUAAAUACUCUACUAAUCAAUAAUCCAGAAACUCUACGUCGUAAUCUAACUAUCCAACGAAUGUCUAUCAUCCCGUUAUCCACAUACACUGGAUUAAUUGGUUGGGUGCCGAAUAGUGAUACUUUUCACAAUUUAAUCCGGGAUUAUCGUGAAAAAGCUGAUGUUGUACUGAAUAAAGAAAAUCGUGAAAUGCUUCGAUUAGCUCCAGAUUUUGAUCGUCUUAAUGUUAUCCAAAAGACAGAAAUAUUUGAAGCUGGUUUAAGAGAAUCACCUGGUCGAGAUUUAGCUAAUAUAUUAUGGUUAAAAAGUCAUAGUUCUGAAGCAUGGUUUGAGCGUAGAACUACUUUCACUCGAUCAAUGGCGACAAUGUCAAUGGUUGGUUAUGUUUUAGGCUUAGGCGAUAGACAUCCAUCGAAUAUAAUGUUGUCUCGUGAAACGGGCAAAGUGAUACAUAUUGAUUUUGGUGAUUGUUUUGAAGUGGCUACACUACGAGAGAAAUUUCCAGAAAAAGUACCAUUUCGAUUAACACGUAUGAUAAUUGCUGCUAUGGAGGUGACAGGAAUUGAUGGUGUCUAUCGUCAUACCUGUGAAAUGGUUAUGUCACUUAUGCGAUCUAAUCGUGAAAGUCUUCUAGCCGUCUUAGAAGCAUUCAUUCAUGAUCCAUUAUUACAAUGGGUACUACAUGAAAAUCGCAAAGAAUUCAAUCAUUUAGAGAAUAAAUUAGAUGAUGGCGGAGGGGCAGGAGCAGGUGGAGGAGGCGCUUUAGCAGUCGGUGGAGGAGCAGGUGGUGGUCAAGUUUAUCCAACUGGUCAAAUGAAUGCCAAUGCUACAGGUAUCGCAGUUGCAGCUGCUGCUGCAAUGGCGACAAAUUGUCUAACAGCUGGCGGUGGUGGUGGUGCUGGUGGGGGCGCCGGUGGUCAAGCUGGCUUAGGAACUAAUAAUCAAGUCGUUCAACCAAAACCACAAACUAAUCGUAAUUUGGACUAUGCAUAUAGACAUGGACUACUUACUCAUCAUCAGAAUACGCCUCAUCGUGUAAUCGAUAAAACUACUGGUCAACAAAUUCCUCAAGGACACUGUCAUCCACAACAAUUACAACAUCAACCAUCGACUCAACAGCACGCCAAUAGACGAAUGAAUACAUCGAAAAAGGUGUUUACUAAUCCAAAUCAUCCAGACAGCGUUUCAUUACGUGAUCCACAAAAAGUUAAUCCAUGGCGUCAUCAUUUAUGUAAUGGACCAUGGUUUGGUUGUUAUGAAACUGCUAAACGUUUAAGAAGGCAAACAGAAUCUGGUCACAUUGUCAUUGAACGCCAUGGACUACAAGGUUUCAUCUUCUCAGCUAAGCCUCCAAGUACAGAGGAUUCAUCGAUAGAUUCAGAAGUUCAACCGGUGACAUUGGGUAAUGUACGUGCACGUUCAGUAAUGGAGAGAAUUCGACAAAAAUUGACAGGUACAGAAAGAGAUCAGCUGAUGAGUGUAUCUACACAAGUUGACUUUUUAAUACGUGAAGCAACAUCAAAUCAAAAUUUAUGCCAAAUGUAUAUAGGCUGGUGUGCCUUCUGGUGAUGCUACUCUACUGUAUUACAAAUCGAUAUUUCUAUUUGAUUUUAUAAUUAUCAUUGUUAUUAUCACUUUAACUUACUUAUAUAUUGUGAACUAUUGAAAUUCUAAAGAACAUUUAAAAAAAAGGAUAAAUUGAUUUCUAUAUCACACUUAUUUUGUUGUUGUUAUUAUUAUUAUUAUCAUUAUUGCUAUACUUGUACAGUUUCAAUAAGUGAAUAAAAAAGUAAUUAAAAAUUAAAAAAA